UCGGGCGGCCCCUUCCCCGCGCGCGGGCCUGCUCCGGGACGCGCGCUCCAGUGCUGCUCGCAUGGAUGCGGGACGUGGACGGUUCAGGAUCCAGCCCUGCUUCAAAAAAAAAAUGGCUCCACGGGUUAAGUGACCCCGGGCAAGCUCCUCCAUGCCUCAUCGCGGGCGUGGCCGCGGCGCGUUGGGGAUCCUGCUCCCGAGAGAAAGCGGUCCCCUCGGCUAGGUCACAGUCAGAAUGAAGAAGAUCAGCCUGAAAACCUUCCGGAAGUCUUUCAACCUCAACAAGAGCAAGGACGAAUCCGACUUCAUGGUGGUGCAGCCCCCGUCCCUGGCCGGCGACUUCGGCAAGGAUGACCCCCUGUUCGGGGGCUGCUACGCGAAGGACGUGGCCGGCUGCGGUGGAGGCGGCGGUGACGACGCGGACAAGGGCGGCAAAGGGCGCGCCAAGAGCGAGAGCCUCAUGGGCACCCUGAAGCGGAGGCUGUCGGCCAAGCAGAAGGCCAAGGGCAAGGGCUCCGCGGCCGCCGACGACGCCUUCUCGUCGGCCUCGGCGCCCCUGGCCUUGAAGGAGGCGCGCGCGCCGCGGCCCAUCCGCUCCACGUCGCUGCGCAGCCACCACUACAGCCCGACGCCGUGGCCGCUGCGGCCCACGAGCUCCGAGGAGACGUGCGUCAAGGUGGAGGUGGAGGUGGAGGUGGAGGUGCGCGUGAAGGCGCUGGUGCACGGCAGCCCCGGGCCGCUCAACGGUGUGCGCAAGGAGCUGCAGCCCGAGCCCGCGCGCCCCGGCGCCAGCGCCGCCCCGGGCGACCUCCAGGACCACCGGCCGGACCUGCGCCUUCCGCUCGACGACCACCACCACCACCACCGCCACCAGCAGCAGCAGCAGCACCGCGUGCCCGUGGUCCUCGGACUCCUGCCUCAGGACUACCUUCAGUACACCGUGCCUUUAGACGACGGGCUGUGCCCUCCGGAGGGCUCGCCCAUGGAGGUCUCCUCCGGGCCCCCGGGCCCCGCCGCCGCCGCCGCCAGCGCCUUCGCGGUCCCCGAGCCUCAGGGACACCAGGAGCUGGGCGUCGCCCCCGAGAUCUUCGUGGACCCGGCGGCCGGCGGCCUGCUGGUCGGCACCACGGGCGUGGGGCUGCAGAGCCCCGGGGCCGGCCGCGACGACGCGCCCCCGCUCUCUCCAUUGCUACCUCCCUUGCAGAACCACCCGAUCCAAAGGACCUUCGGCGGCCUGGCGGGCACCGAGGCGCACGUGGCCGUGGCCGAAAGCGUGCGCUGCCACUUGAAUUUCGACCCCAACACGGCGCCCGGGGUCGCCAGGGUAUACGACUCGGUGCAGAGCAGUGGCCCCAUGGUGGUGACCAGCCUGACCGAGGAGCUGAAGAAACUCGCGAAACAAGGGUGGUACUGGGGACCCAUCACUCGCUGGGAGGCCGAGGGCAAGCUGGCCAACGUGCCCGACGGCUCGUUCCUCGUGCGGGACAGUUCCGACGACCGCUACCUUCUCAGCCUGAGCUUUCGCUCGCACGGGAAAACCCUCCACACCAGAAUCGAGCACUCGAACGGUAGGUUUAGCUUUUACGAGCAGCCCGACGUGGAGGGCCACACGUCCAUAGUAGAUCUCAUCGAGCAUUCCAUCAGGGACUCUGAAAACGGAGCUUUUUGCUACUCCAGGUCUCGGCUGCCGGGGUCCGCGACGUACCCGGUCAGGCUGACGAACCCGGUGUCCCGCUUCAUGCAGGUGCGCUCCCUGCAGUACCUGUGCCGCUUCGUCAUCCGCCAGUAUACCAGGAUAGACUUGAUUCAGAAACUUCCUUUGCCAAGCAAGAUGAAGGAUUACUUACAGGAGAAGCACUACUGAGAUGGGAGAGCCCGCGUCCGUCCUGCACUUUGGGAGUCGGAGGAGGAGAUUGAUGAAUACGGUUUACAAACGUCCAUCGCCAUCAAAAGAAUCUUGCUGCCAUAACUGUUUUGAGUUUUCUUCUGUGUCAGUCCUCGGUGUGUGUAGGGUGGGAAAGUGUCUGCAGACUAAACAGAGAUUUAUUUUGUUUUUUUUUGGAAUGGGAUGUCUUGAGGUUCUAGAAGUGUGAAUUAUCGUUCCUUAGUGUGCAGAAUAAUCACAAUGUGAAUUGCCAGAUCUUCCGUAAAGCCCCGCCCCCUUUGCUGCUAUCCGCUGUGACUUUCAUGCGUUAAAAGCACAUCUUAUGUGUAUUCAACCCCAAGUGAAGUUGAAUGGAACGUAAAGGAUGAAUAUUGCUGUGUCUUUAAAUGGCCCAUCUUUCAAAUCACAGUGUUGAAUAAACACAUAUGUGUGAUAAAACAAUUACGUAUACACUGAAAAUGAUUUUUUUAAUCUCAUGCUUUAAAGAGAUUUAUUUAGAAUUAUGAAUCCACACAAUCUUGGUUAGUAGAUUACAAAUCUGCAUCAUCUUUUACAAUACUUUUUGAAAUUGUUUUUAAGAUUGUGUUAAUUUUUUUUGUUGUUUUUCUUUUGGUUAUGAGAAGUGGAAUUUUCUGUUGCCUUUGUUUUCAUCUUGUGAUUUGUCCAUUUUAAUAAAAGGCCUUACAUUAAAAAAAUUGUAAAGAAAUACAUGCCACCAACGUAGAUAUUGUUGCCUUUUCUGUCAUUAAACUCGGGUACAAAUUGGCAUAACAUAAAGACUGAUAGAACCCAAACUGCUAUGUGGAAAUGAGAUGAGCUUGGUUUCCUAUGAGCGUGCAUUUGUGUAUGUGUGUGCGUGUGUGCCUGCGUGUGUGUGUGUGUGUAUGGCACUUUCCUUGGGUUAAGUGAUUUCCUUAGUUAACAUUUCCCUAGGGAAACUUGUCAAAAUGAGUUUCAUAAAUGAGCUGGAUUCCCUUACAACAUGAAAGUUUAUAUAACUUGAUUUGAAUAGAAAAGAUUGUUUUAAAGAUGAGUUGGUAUUUUUUCUUUAUGUAGUCAUUCUUAAAAUGGGGUACCCUUGACCAUUUUUCCCCUAUAAUUAACAGCCCUUGGUAACUUCAG
Messenger RNA from Jaculus jaculus (lesser Egyptian jerboa), 3007 nucleotides. It is a transcript of the gene Socs6, whose product is annotated as suppressor of cytokine signaling 6. Gene Ontology annotation, molecular function: 1-phosphatidylinositol-3-kinase regulator activity. Gene Ontology annotation, cellular component: phosphatidylinositol 3-kinase complex. The transcript has 3 exons. Gene Ontology annotation, biological process: phosphatidylinositol phosphate biosynthetic process; intracellular signal transduction; regulation of growth. The record is from RefSeq and is a predicted model, not a curated record. NCBI's taxonomy places the organism in Eukaryota, Metazoa, Chordata, Mammalia, Rodentia, Dipodidae. Bases 236 to 1864 code for a protein of 542 amino acids.